AGAGCAUUAUACCAUCUUCGAUGAGGUAGACGUGCGAGUGUUGCUGUAACAAAAGAGAUUAGCGCAUUUGUAAGGAAAGAAAGCUUGCGAGUCUUGCGUUUAAGAUGAAAUCGCUGUGGAUUGUUAUUUUCGCGUUUCUGAUUUGCCUGACAGAGCAAUUGCGAGCCCAGUUUAUUGAUCCCGAUUGCGGAACUGCAAUCGCUUUUCCACACUCAUAUAGAAUCAAAGGAGGUAGAACUGCACACAUAGGAUCUAAUCCGUGGAUGGCCUACUUGCACAUAAACUCGUCUUUAGUUUGUGCAGGCACAUUAAUCACAAAAAGAUUUGUACUCACAGCAGCGCAUUGCAUGGACCAGUACCAUUUGUUAACGGUUCGCCUUGGGGAAUACGACACAACUACACGCAUAGAUUGUACAUCCGAGUUCUGCAUUCCAACGUAUAAGGAGUACACCGUUGAGGAUGGCCAAGUGCAUAUAAUGUUUAAAAAAAGACUAAAUGGUCGCAACGACAUAGGAUUGCUUAAGCUUAAUGGGAUCGUCUCUUAUACAACGUUCAUUCGACCAGUUUGCCUGUUCCGAAACCCAGGACAAGUUCCCUUUACUUCCACCUACGAGGCCACUGGAUGGGGUAAUAUUGAUCUAAUCAACACCGCCACAGUUCUGCAAACAGUGAGCCUGAACAGGCUUGACCAAAGCGAGUGUGCGCAAUCCCUGCGCACUUUCCUUGCAUACGGUCAGUUCUGCGCGGGACAAGCGCUAGUGGAUACCUGUAGCGGUGACUCAGGCGGUCCGCUGCUAAGGAAAAUGUCAAAUGGCCAAAUGACCCGCACCGUUCAGUUAGGAAUUGUUAGCUAUGGUCACCACUUGUGUCGCGGCCCAGGAGUCUACACAGACGUUCCAAGUUUUACGAAGUGGAUACUGGAUAUUAUCCACCAGUGACAUUCUUAUUUAAAAGUAGAGGUUUUAAUAAAUGUAUAGCAAAA
Messenger RNA from Drosophila erecta, 982 nucleotides. Its product is annotated as spaetzle-processing enzyme. Gene Ontology annotation, biological process: proteolysis. The coding region runs from base 105 to 938 and encodes 277 amino acids. The transcript has 5 exons. Lineage: Eukaryota; Metazoa; Arthropoda; Insecta; Diptera; Drosophilidae. Gene Ontology annotation, molecular function: serine-type endopeptidase activity. The record is from RefSeq and is a predicted model, not a curated record.